Schizosaccharomyces japonicus yFS275 is the source of this 3653-nucleotide messenger RNA. Its product is annotated as 60S ribosomal protein L7. Gene Ontology annotation, molecular function: RNA binding. The record is from RefSeq and is a predicted model, not a curated record. The coding region runs from base 83 to 835 and encodes 250 amino acids. Gene Ontology annotation, cellular component: preribosome. Lineage: Eukaryota; Fungi; Ascomycota; Schizosaccharomycetes; Schizosaccharomycetales; Schizosaccharomycetaceae. The transcript has 2 exons.
CCACUACUUGCAGAAAAAGCAGUCACACACCCCGGGGUAUAAAUAGCUCGCCCUCCCCCUGCCAGCUCAGUGUCCUUUGCAAAUGACAACUGCAGUGGAGCAAAAUGCAAACGACGGUGCCGUCGCGCCCGAGACUUUGUUAAAGAAAAGAAAGGUCAAUGAGCAAAAGCGCCAGGAGCGUGUGGCCGAGGCGAAAGCUCGUAAGGAGCUUCAGCUGAAGAAGCGUAAGGUUACCUUCAAGCGCCUGGAAUCCUUUAUGAAAGACGUCAAGACGAAACAAUGCGAAAAGCGUCGUCUUAACCGUUUGAAGCACAAGCCCGCUUCCUCCCUCGGAGAUGCAUCCGCCAAGCUUUUGUUUGUGGCUCGGGUUGGUAUUGCGUCCAACAUUCCUCUUCGGGCUCGUAAGGUCUUGGCCUUGCUUCGCCUGACAAAGAUUGACACCGGUGUGUUCGUUCGCAACAACGAGUCCAUGGUUAAGAUGCUCAAAAUUGUCGAGCCAUACGUUGUUUACGGAACUCCCAGUCUUAAGUCUGUUCGUGAGCUGAUUUACAAGCACGGCUACGGAAAGGUUGGAGGAAAGAACGUUGCUCUUUCCGACAACGCUAUCGUUGAAGAGGCCCUUGGCAAGUUUGACGUCGUGUCUUUGGAGGAUGUGAUUCACGAAAUCUUUAACCUUGGAUCUCAUUUCAAACAAAUUAACACUUUCUUGCGACCUUUCAAAUUGACGGCUACCAAGCGUUCUAUCAUCGAGCGUAAGGCUAAGCAUCUCGUUGAGGCUCCUCGCACUGGUUUUUGCGCUGAAGCCAUCAACGACUUGAUCAAGGAACAGGCAUAGAUAUCCCUUCUCGUUGAUCGCGUUUUUUCUUUUUUGGCGCUCCGUCUCCACAAGCGACGUUUACAGUACUUCUUCCGUUCGAUCGUCCAUCAUCCUGAUCAUUGUUCCCUUUUGCCUUGCCGCUGCCCGUAGCAGUGUGUCUUCGCUUCCUGUCCGUCUUCUCUUGUCUUUCUGUUUGGUUUCGGGGUUUAGUCAUGUACAUUAGGCUGUAUGAUUUUUUAGUAAUGGGUUCUGGGUUUUUUCGGUUACAAACACAGUGGUGUAUUUUCGUUGAGCAGACUGGGACGGUAACUAAAACUUGGAACUGAAAUUCGUGUUGAAACUGUUCUUGAACCCGUGAAUUGUUUACACUGAUGGUUUUGCUUCGUCUCCCGCUGUUAAACUUGAAAUUGAAUCGUUAACAACUAUUACUACUGCUGUUCUGGCUCUUGCUCUCUUAUCGUUGAGUGCUUUGACUGAAGAUUCCGUGAAUUUGCAGGUCUUGCCUCUGGGUGGGCCCAAACUCCUCGUCUUGGUCAAUGUCGUCUGCGAAUGCCUCAAGUUCCUCUUCGUUCGGCAUUUCGUCGACGUAGUAAGAGAUGGAACCACCGCCUUGGCUCCCUCUGUUUUCGUCGUUUGAACCCUGCUGCUCGGAAUUGGUGAACAGAAUAGACUGAAAUAGCGGUUCAGCGGCGUUGUCGGACUGUUCCUCCGGUGAGUUAUGUUAGCAGGGAAACGUACGUAAGAGCGGAGCAUUGAAACAUACCUGUGAACGCCAACUAACACUCGCCUCUGGUUCCACCGGCAUAGCGUCUAUAUCUGCAGAGGUGAUUGAGGUGUCGGCGGCUGCUAAAGGCUCUGCUGCUGCUGCUGUUAUGGCAUUCAGUUCGGGUCUGGCAGGACUCGGGACUGACAGCAUGGAAGUUAGUCUUGAAGUGGCUGCUUGUUGCAACACGCCAUCUGUUCUCGCUGAACGAUACCAGCGUGCUCCUGUGCCCGUAGGUGCUCCCGCUGCUGCGGUUGCCUUUGAGUUAACGUCUGGCGGAGCAAUUGUCGCCUCGAUGAUUUGCACAACAACAUCUUGUUGUGGUCCUUUGACGAUUUCAAACAGAGCCGGGUUGUUUGGGGUGCUGUAGUAAGCAUUAAUGUCUACGCCGAGUGCGUCUGCCAAGCUUACGGCUGCCUAAGCGGGUUUGUUAGCUCUUUGAAGCGGAGUCAAACAAUCUGUGACAUACGCGAAACUCCCGAAGUGACAUGGCAAUAGGUACACCUUGAGUGAGUGCUACAUGUUCGAAUUCCUUGCCAUCAAUAGACACACUUGUUUGAGUGGGUUGUUUUAGAACGUCUGUCACGUAGCAGAGUUAACAUAAAGGUUGUGUGUGGAGCUGUGCACCAUACCAUUAUUGUGGACCACUUCUUCCGUGAAACUUGUUAACAGGAGUCGAUCAUUUGCUGCUUCCAAGUACAGCUCCUCUGUUCGCUGUCCAAAAUGUUCGAUUAAGUCUCGAAGCACUUUGGAAUUGAUUGUCCAUGUAUUGUGACAAUUGGCCUUGUCAAACAUGGCAUGCGGUGAUUCGAUCUGUUCGUACGAGAUGCGAAACGUUUUUACUAUACCUAUUUAAUGGUGUCCAGUUAGAACAGACGAAGCUGUGUGUGCUGUUUCGUUAUCCUUCCUGCGUACCAUGUUUACAGCUCAACUUUACCGUCAGAUUGCAGUUGUGUCUUCCGGUCACCAACUUGAAACUGGCUUGUUCAACAGUAACAUUUCGUUUCAUGGCAGUGUCAUCGUCUACGCUCGCAGCCACGGCAUUCGCAGGAUGGGAUGAGGACUCAAAGAGUUUGUUUUUGAAGAUGGCCAAUAAAGGUCGCAGCUGCGUCUUAAUCUCUAUAGUUUCGUUGGCGAAACCAGUCAACUGCAGAGGAUCGGGUCGGAAAACAUACUUUUCGAAGAAACCCUGUCUCAAGCAGGCUGUAGCAAAUCCUGAUUUUGAAGAAUUCAAUGCAGCCAAUGUAAUCUGUUCAUCCAGCACCUGGUUAGCUCUCUUUGGUUUUGCAACGGACGACGAACCUGAUUCCGUUUCAUCUGCCAGUGCACAGCAUCAUCAAUUUUUGACAACGCAAGCAGGACUUUAGAGAAGUCUCUCAAGUUUAGGUAUGAAAUGGAAGCCUCCAUUUUCAAAUCAGGACUUGUUCAGUCGCAUGGACGUAAACAAACGCGUCGCGUGAACUGGUGGUGGAGUAGGAGGUUUGUCGAGGUAAGGCGAGGCAGGAAGUGCUGGCCGAACAGGAGGAAGCUAGCUGCUUUAAAUGUCAAAGUCGGUCAUUAACUUUGGUCGCAAACAGACUUCUGAAUUACAAGAAAUUACGCUGAAAUCCUAAGACUAAGUCGGCACCUCCGAUUGCCCUACUUUCCAGCUCUUGCAGAGUCCUCCUAUCUAUUACACCAAAACCAUACAUUGCAUAUACAGAAAUCUAAUAAAACCCAAUUAUCCAAAAAGCUUAAAGCCAGCAUCAACAAGAACUUCCUCUUGACCUUGUUGUUGCUCAAGACCCUCAUUCGUUGCGGGCUGCUCUGUUAAGAACACCUGUUGUCCCAAAAGACUGUUGAACAGGUCGCUAAGUUUGUGUUAGUAAGAUAUGUAAUGUGUCUUGAGGCGGUAACAUGUAAUGGGAACGAAUAUGAAACCCGAUGUACACUUCAAAAGCGCCAAUUACUUACUCCUUCUGUUCGUCGGUCCAUGAACCAGUCUCAAUGGGUACCAUAAACUAGUAUAGUUAGCAAAAGAAUAAAGAACAGAUAAUAAACGGCGACAUUGAAGACCCGCAUUCGGCUUCUUUG